Molecule: messenger RNA, 1854 nt
Organism: Plenodomus lingam JN3
Lineage: Eukaryota; Fungi; Ascomycota; Dothideomycetes; Pleosporales; Leptosphaeriaceae
Biological process (GO): carbohydrate metabolic process
Molecular function (GO): cation binding; alpha-amylase activity; starch binding
Source: RefSeq, a predicted model, not a curated record
AUGUUGUUCUUCCAGACUCUCCUGACCUUCCUUCUCCAACUGACGGCACUUGUCCAUGCCGCAGAUACCAAUGCAUGGAAGUCCCGAAGCAUCUACUUCGUCCUUAUCGACCGCAUCGCCCGCAGCAGCACUGACGCGGGUGGUGGAUCCUGCGGUAAUUUGGGCAGAUAUUGUGGCGGUACAUUCCAGGGUCUUCAGUCCAAGCUCGACUACAUCAGAGACCUGGGAUUUGAUGCCAUCUGGAUCACGCCUGUGGUCGCUAACAGCCCAGACGGAUACCAUGGAUACUGGGCCACGGAUCUUUACGGCAUCAACACAAACUAUGGCUCCGCCACUGACCUCAAGAAUCUUGUCAAUGCUGCACAUCAAAGGGGAAUGUACAUCAUGGUCGACGUAGUAGCAAACCACAUGGGAUUAGGCCCCAUUGCCAACAACAGACCCGCGCCCCUGAACGAACCUGGAACCUACCACCCAACCUGCGAAAUCAACUACAACGACCAAACCAGUGUCGAGGUAUGCCGGAUCGCCGGCCUCCCAGACGUCAACACCCAACGACAAGACAUCAAGGAUCUCUACAACACCUGGAUCGCAUGGCUCGUACGCGAAUACAACUUUGACGGUGUCCGCAUCGACACGGUCAAGCACGUGCAAAAAGACUUUUGGCCUGGCUUCGCCUCUGCAGCAGGCGUCUACUCCAUCGGCGAGGUCUUUGACGGCAACCCAACCUACCUCGCCGGCUACGCGAGCCUGAUGCCCGGCCUCCUCAACUACGCAACCUACUACCCAAUGAACAACUUCUACCAGCAACGCGGCUCCUCCCAGGCCCUCGUUGACAUGAUCAAUACCGUCAGCAACACAUUCCCGGACCCCGCCGCCCUCGGCACCUUCCUCGACAACCACGACAACCCCCGCUGGCUCAACCAACGCAACGACCCAACCCUGCUCAAAAACGCCCUCGCCUUUGUCAUUCUCUCCCGCGGUAUCCCCGUCCUCUACUACGGCACCGAGCAAGGCUACGCCGGCGGCGCAGACCCCGCCAACCGCGAAGACCUCUGGCGCAGCAACUUCAACACAAACUCAGACCUCUACCGCUCCAUCGCGCGUCUGACGGGUGCGCGCAGAGCCGCAGGCGGCCUCCCCGGCAACGACCACGUCCACCUGUACGUCAGCAGCACGGCAUACGCCUGGAGCCGAGCAGGCGGCGCCGUCGUCGUGCUCACGACCAACGCGGGCAGCGGAUCCAACGCCCAACACUGCUUCAGCACCCAGCGCGCCAACGGGCGCUGGACCGACGCAUUCGGUAAUGUCCAAGGUACCGUAUCCGCCGACGGCAACGGCAACAUCUGCAUCAACGUCGUCAACGGCCUGCCCGUUGUCCUCGUCCAGGCGGGCGCUGGCGCUACACCUACCAGACCACCAAGUACAUCCCCGACGGCGGGAUCACCCUCAUGCCCAACCAGCGUCGCAGUCACCUUUUCCCACCGCGUCACCACCUCCUUUGGCGACAGCGUGCGCAUUGCCGGAAACACGGCGCAGCUGGGCAAUUGGGCGGCUGCCAGUGGUCCCGCGCUCUCGGCGGCGUCGUACACGGCCGCGAACCCGGUGUGGACGGUGACGCUGAAUAUGGUGCCGGGCAGUGCGGUGCAGUACAAGUUUUUGCGGGUGGCGAGUGGGGGCGCGACGACGUGGGAGAGCGAUCCGAAUCGGGCGUAUACGGUGCCGAGUUGUCAGGCGAGUGUGACUCCCGCCCCUCCCACACGCUCCCAGUCCCCCACCGCUUCGACCAAAAAGCCUCAGCAGCAGGAUCAAACGAAGCCACAUGGACAAAAGAAAAAAAGGCGACGAGACCACUGA